ACAGUUACGAGUGGAACGUCGCCUUCGAGAGUACAACAAAGCGGAGAAGUUUCAUAGCGAUAACUACUACGACGGGGCAAUAACAGAAAUAGUAGAUGAGAAAAAAAUAAGCGUGGAUUCAAUUCAAGAAAACCCCUAAAACGCCAAUUAUCCACUCUAUGGCCAAGUGGAGAGGUGUACAACAACAAAAACAAUAAAAGCCGCGGCAACAACAAUAUCCAGCUAGCUAAGCUAUUUGCAUUUUUGUUAGUUGUUAGUGUUUGGUUUUUUUAUUCGUGUAAUUUUUUCUUAUAUGAAUUUUUCGUACGGUGUUUGUUGUUCGCCCAUUGGACUUCCGCCCGUCUGUCGACCCUUCCGACGUUUAAUAUUCGGUGUUACGGUGUGGUCUUCGUUCAUACAUACAUACAUACGUCCCAAGUUGCCUAGAAUUGAGAAUCAAGUGAGUCGAGGUGGCAGGCAGUCAGUGCUGGGAAUGGCAGACUCACUGCUGCACCACUAACAACAACAAUGCUAAAUUCUAUUAUACAUAUUUUGAAAGCCAACACAAAAAGAAUCUAAAACAAAAACAACAACAACAAUAAAAAAUGAAUUAAAUUCAAAGAAAAAAGAAAAAAAAGAAGCAACAACAGAAAAGUUUGUGGAAAACUAGAAUUGGUUCUCCAAAAGAAAAUCAACCAAAAAAGUGUAAAAUCUUACAACAAAAGAUAACUUUGUUUGAUAUCAACCAAUUUAAGGAAGUUCUCAUUUUCUUAUCUAUGGAAAUUUGACACUGCGUAAGGAGUCAGUUGCAGAAGACAUCGUUAUUUAAGUCCAGGUGGUUUGGACCAAUUAAAUGUUUAUGAUCGUGAAACACGAACAAAAAUACCGCAGCUGGCAAUAAACUCACUCACGCAUUCAGGGGGCUGGCUGCAUAACGACAUUAAAAUCGAAACGCAAACGUGAGCAGCACGCAUAACUCACUCACGGCAAAAGCUAAAGCGCCCUGCGUAAUGAAUGAAAUGUGCUGGAAGUGCUAACCGCAAACAUGCACUGAAAAAAGUUCACAUUUCUAUUCAAAGCCUUCACUGUUCGCUAAAAACAUCGACAAUAGAAAACAAUUCGCAAAGUAAAUGAACUGAAACAAAAAACAAAACACACACACACACACACACAAAACAAAAAGAAAUCUUUCGCGCCGUCCUUAGGCCAAACUGCCGUUUAAUUCGAGAAGAAAUUUCAGUUCAAUAUCGAACGUGAACCAGAAGAAAAGUCUUUAACAAUUUUGUGUAUCGUGAUUAAGCCUACAUGGCAAAUUGAUUACAACUUGGCCAAGAAGAAGUGAAAAAAAAAAACAAACAAACAAAAGAAAUUCGAGAGGUGUAAUUUAAUAAAAGCACAAAAGAUUCAAAGCAAAAGAUACCCUCGAGGAAUUUGAAAAAAAAAAUAUGUUUAUAAUCGAUAGCUGCAUGCAAUUGCAACAACAACCGCAUCCAGCCAUAGGAUCAUCAUUAGACACCUUCUGCCCCUACGCCGCCACACCAUCAUUGUCUUUUACCAAUGUUCGUUUGUGCUAUCAACACUGUGCAGUGCCUUAAUACAAAGAAGAAAAGAAAAAGUUUUUAAGUGAAAAAAGAAGAAAAAUUUUUUUUUUAUAAAUUUCAAUCAUUUAAAAAUAUUUAAUUAUACCACCAAGUAUUUCAGUUAUUUUAGUUAAAGUUUAAACGAAAAACAAAAGUCAAAUAAAAUGUAUCGUCCAAAUUUCUAUGAAUCGACGUGUUUGCGUUGCAGUGAAACCGUUUAUCAAGUGGAUCGCGUUGGCCCUCUAAAGGAUUUCACCUUUUUCCAUUCAGGCUGUUUUAAGUGUGUCCACUGUGGAACUAAGCUAACACUAAAGACCUACUUCAACAACCAGCACAAACAAGAUGACAAAGAGGUCUAUUGCAGUUCCCAUGUACCAAAGAGUGGACCUGGUCAUUUGGAUAAUACAUCGGUGGGCAUAAGGCAAGCUCUAAAUGCACCACGCACCAACAAAUUUGUGAAUGAACAGAUUCGAGGAACACGUACCGAAGUCGAUGGAAGUUUCGGUUCACGUCAAUCCACCCCAAAUGGCUAUGGCAGCCGGGAGGUUAGUUCUCCAUCACAGAAUGAAUCCGAUUACAAAUAUGGACGCUUCGAUGCCAGCGCUCUGCACAUUGCUCAUGCACUCAAACAGACUGAAAUCCAAAAGGCCUACAACAAAGCCAGAGAAAAACCCAUUGAUUUCUAUUUGGGUCGUGAGGAGCAGGCACGCCUGGAGAUGAAACAUCGCAAGGAAGAGGACGACCUCUAUCGCAAAUUUGCUCGCAAACGCGAAGAAGAAGAUCGCAAAAUCCAAUCGGAAUUCCAAACUGAAUGGGAGCGUGAGCUACAAAGGUUAACGCACAAAUUUGAAAAGGAAUUAACCACAUCGCGACGCAAUCGGGAAGAGCAGAACAUUCUAACCUUGCGGCUGGAACAACAAAAGGAAGACCUUGAGAAGAAUAUGACGCUGCGCCGUAGUAAAAAGAAAGAAAGCAUUACGCGUAAAAUGCUCGAACACGAGCGUUUUGAGACAGCUGCUCUAGUCGAUCGCCAGUCAAGUGAAAUGUUGGAACUGAUCAGUGCCCGGCGUUCCGAGUACAUGAUGAACGAGAGCAUAUUCCUGGACGAUGAGUUCAGCGAGGGCACCACACCCAUUGAAUAUCCCAAUCUGCCGCCACAGCCUGCCCCGCCAGCCGUUAGCAAAUUCCAAAUCUACACCGAUCCCAUAGAGUUUGAGGAUGUUGACCGCAUAGCCAUAUCGGUGGCCCAGGAGGACCAAAAGACCUUCACCGAUCUGGUGAGGCAGCUGGUAGGUCGUUGCACCACAGACAUAGAAAAAGCCCGAACGAUAUUCCGUUGGAUCACAGUGAAAAAUCUCAACAAUAUGCACUUUGACGAUGAUCUUAGGGGCGACACGCCCAUGGGUCUUUUGCGUGGCAUUAAAUUCGGUACAGAGAGCUACCAUGUACUGUUCAAACGCUUGUGCAGCUACGCUGGACUUCAUUGUGUGGUCAUUAAAGGCUAUUCAAAGAGUGCCGGCUAUCAGCCGGGUGUUAAAUUUCAGGAUUCACGUUUCCGCAAUUCCUGGAACGCCGUCUUUGUGGCAGGAGCUUGGCGUUUUGUGCAAUGCAAUUGGGGUGCUAGGCAUUUGGUGAACGCUAAGGAAGCUCCCAAAACGGGAAGGGGCAAAAACGAUAGUUUGAGAUACGAAUAUGAUGACCACUAUUUCCUGACGGAUCCCCGAGAAUUUAUUUACGAAUUCUUCCCCUUGCAAGAGGAGUGGCAGUUGCUGAAGCGUCCCAUUACCUUAAGGGAAUUUGAGAAUUUACCCUUUGUGCGUUCGCUAUUCUUCCGAUAUGGUCUACACUUUGCCGAUGAGGGCUAUGGAGCUGUGGUGUUUACAGACGAUACAGGUGCCGCUACUGUACGCAUUGCCAUGCCCACGGACAUGCAAAGCUGUCUGAUAUUCCACUACAAUCUGAAAUUUUAUGACAGCGAUGAAGACUCCUAUGAUGCUGUCUCCCUCAAGCGUUUCGUCAUGCAAUCAGUCAUUGGCAAUAUUGUGGCUUUCCGAGUGCACGCCCCUUGCUCAGGAGCUUUCCUCUUGGACAUAUUUGCCAAUGCAGUGACGCCGCAGGAGUACCUAACCGGUGAGCCCAUGAAGUUCAAGUCUGUGUGUAAAUUCAAGAUUUGUUGCGAGGAAUUGCAAACUGUAAUGGUACCCCUGCCCGAUUGCGCUAGCGGUGAAUGGGGUCCCACUAAAGCCACCCGCCUGUUUGGUCUGAUACCCAUAACACAUCAGGAUCCUUUGAUUUUUGCUGGCCGCAGUCUGGAUCUGCAGUUCCGUAUGUCCCGACCAUUAACGGAUUUCAUGGCUACACUACACAAAAAUGGUAUAGAGGAGAAGAAACUUUCGAAAUAUGUGACACACAGUAUUCUGGAUGAUAUUGUGACGUUUAUUAUAAACUUCCCCGAAGAAGGACAAUACGGUUUGGAUAUCUAUACACGUGAACUGGGAGCGCCCCCACAUCACAGCAGUCAUCACAAUAACUCAUCAUCAACCACGGAAAAGCAUCUGUUGACACAUUGUUGUAAAUAUUUAAUUAACUCAUCGAAACGUAACUAAAACGUUCUACAACCCGUCCAGAGAUCCUGUUCAGAUAUCCGCAUAUCUACAUAUCUAUUAGCAUGUAUAAAUGAACGAUUGCGUGUGUUUAUCCCCGUGGAUUAAAUCCAUAUCGAGAUAAAAGGAGAGAUUUAAUGUUGAAUUUUAAAUUGAAUACAAUGCUCAUGUUCAUGUGUGUGGAUUGAUAUUUUUUACGAUUUCGCGGUGUGCAGACGUAUGGGUCAUUCCACUAUUGGAAGAGAGCAAUGUGUUAUUAACUGGUCGCUAGACCGAAAUUUUUUGAGCAAAUGAGCUGUCCAAUUCUAUAGUUAGGUGUUUUGAAAAGAUGAAAACAUAUUUUUUUAGUGAAUAUAAAUUCAAUCAUAAAGUUGUAUUCUUGAAAUGUGGUAACUUGAUGGCUGAAAAAUUCUAUAUGCUUCAAAUUUAGCGCACAUGGAUACUCGAAAUCUACCCCAAGCAAAUAUGACCAAAAAGGAAAUGAAAAAAUUCAGUUAGUAUCUCAAUACUAUAUUGGGGGUAGGAUUUCAUUUCACAAACCCAUAUCCCAACAUCAACAUCUAAAUAGACCCCAAAUUAUGAAUAAUCACCCAAAAUGAUUUGUUUUUGUUCACUAUAAUUCCAUUCAUGAUUUUUCAAGAAAUUAAAGGUAAAUUAUAACUAAAAUUAAAUUAUAUUAAGACAAGUUGUAAAAGACACAAAGCUUCGCCGGCGAAAGCUACUUUAAAAAAUCGCCUAAUUUUGUAAAAUAAAUUUUAAAUCUUUUAUCACAGGCGGAAAAACGCCACAGAUGUAAACUAUAUUCACAAAUUUUUCUUUUUUUAAUAUUUUUGGGACUUAAAAUACCAUAAAGUGCCACAACCAACAAAUAUUUUCAAAUCUUACGUUUUUAUACCCAGGUUUUUGUACCCAAUACCGAAUGAUGGGGGUAUAUUCAUUUUGUCAUUCCGUUUGCAACACAUCGAAAUAUCCAUUUCCGAGCCUAUAUGUUAGGUUAGGUUAGAGUGACAGUCCUUUACAGACUCACUUACACAAUUUUACGUCCAUUGUGAUACCACAGUAGCGACAGACCAAGGCUUCUGGCGGGAAUCGAACCCACGACCCCCCGCACUGGUAAUCCAAGCACGCUACCAACUCUGCUACCGGGGCGCUGUUCCGAGCCUAUAAAGUAUAUAUAUUCUUGAUCGUUGUAAUAAUCUAAGACGAUCUCGCCGUGUCCGUCCGUCGGACCAUCUGUCCGUCUCUCUGUUGAAAUCACGUUACAGUCUUUAAAAAUAGAGAUAUUGAGCCGAAACUUUGCCCAGAUUCUUUUUUUUUUCUCCAUAGUCAGGCUAUGUUCGAAGAAGGGCUAUAUCGGAGUGCUAGAAGGAAUUCUUUCGGGGCAACCAAGGAGUGAUGCAGAUUAAUCGGCACCAGAGGCUAACCUCUACGCUCGAAUCAUGUUUCGAAUUUGGGAGUUAGAUUUACCAAAACCAAAAUCCAAGUCCACACAGAUAUUCUCAGAUAAGAUUCCGAGUCUUCGUCGAUGGAUGCGUUGAUGUUCACUAUCUGCACAGGGAUUUGUGAAAGAACUUUUCAGCUUUCAGUAAAUAGCCAAAUGUUCUGCAGCGCCAGCAGCAUGAGCACCACCCCUCCUACAGAGAGGAGCUUAAGGGCAAGUCCUCUCAUGUUGCAGACUCGUUCUUCAGUUGGGUCCCUCUAUGUGUGGUCUGACUCACGUUCUUCACCUGAAUUGUGGACAAUUCAAGGGAGUGAGCUGUCACCGUUCUAAACAAGAAAUCAGAUGGGACCCUCAAAAUGACUUGUUCAGAAUGGACGUUGUAAGAUCACGUCAGUGGCCUCAAUAUUGCUGGUAAACUUACAAUAAUCGCAACUUUAGAUAUAGGAUACAUUCAGUGUCGGAUCGCUUAUUUUUGUUAAAUUUUGCAAAAAAAAAUAACUUUUCCGAUAGUAUCAAUAGGAAAUAUAUCCAUCGAUAUUCAGACAAAUAAUAAAAUAUCGAAAUUGGAGGCCACCAUAGUGCAGAGGUUAGCAUGUCCACCUUUGACGCUGAAUGCCUGGGUUCGAACCCUGGUGAGAACAUCAGAGAAAAAAAUUUUCAACGGUGGUUAUCCUCGCCUAAUGAUGGCAAUAUUGGUGAAGUACUUUGCCAUGUAAAAACUUCUCUCCAAAGAGAUAUCUCACUGCGACACGCCGCUCGGACUCGGCUAUAAAAAGGAAGCCCCUUAUCAUUGAGCUUAGACUUGAGUCGGACAGUACUCAUUGAUAUGUGAGAAGUUUGUUCCUGUUCCUUAGUGAAAUGUUCAUGGGCAAAUUUGCAUUGCAAUAAUACCUCCACAGCACUACGUCUAAUAUAACUGUUUAUGUUUUGGUUCCACGAGAAAAGGGAUAAAGAGGUCUACCGCAACAUAGCCCCUUCUUUUGGGCUCUAAAUUUGCCGCUCUACUGUACGAGGGUUGCCUUUUAUAUUAAGAUCUACACUUUCUUGCAUGCGUUUAAACCAAUUGUCCAAACACUUUUGCCCCUCUGAUUGAGGUAUCUCCAAAUCAUGCAUUCUAAAAGCAUCAACCGCUUCGUCAGGUGUCGAAAAAACGUUAACCUCUCUUUUUAUACCCUCCACCACAGAAUGGUUGCGCCUCUAGGGGGCGCAAUUUCGUCAUUCCGUUUGUAACACCUCGAAAUAUGCGUCUAAGACCCCAUAAAGUAUAUAUAUUCUUGAUCGUCAUGACAUUUUAAGUCGAUCUAGCAAUGUCCGUCUGUCUGUCGAAAGCAUUUUCUUUUUCGGAGCAUUUCUUUCGCCCAUCGACACGAGCCUUUUUUUGAGCAAUCGACAAAUUGUGUGAGAUCCAAAGCGAACAAAUUUUUUUGACGAUCAAAUGUUCAUGCAAUAUUGAGUGUACACUAUAAUGCCUAAGGUUGUCUUAAUCUCACGAUAGGUCAAAUGGCGAUCUUGCAUUAUCAGUUGGCUCACAGCGUAAAUGGUUUUGGGAACAACAACUGAUUUUGGACGACAUUCACAAAAUUCGUCGUGGACUGAACUACGACCUUCGUUGAAUUCCAUCGAUAAACACUGGUCUGUGACGAAGCUCCAUCACCAAAAAUUGAAUUAAGUUCAUCGACGCACUGUUGUUGAGUUAAUGCACGUCGAAAGUUGUAAAAAAUAAUUGCACGAAAAUGUUCACAAUUUAAUUCCAUUUUUUGGGCGAGAUGAAUAUCUGGAGGCCACCGUAGCGCAGAAGUUAGCUUGUCCGCCUAUGACACUAAACGCCUGGGUUCGAAUCAUGGCGAGACCUUCAGAAAAAAAUUUUCACCGGUGGUUUUCCCCUCCUAAUACCGGCCACAAAUUUUGCCGGUAUUAGGAGGUACUAUGCCAUGUAAAACUUCUCUCCAAAUAGGUGUCCUACUCCGAUACGCCGUUCGGACUCGGCUAUAAAAAGGAGGCCCCUAUCAUUGAGCUUAAACUUGAAUCGGACUGCACUCAUUGAUACGUGAGAAAUUUGCCCCUGCUCCUUAGUGAAAUGUUCAUGGGCAAAAUUUGCAUUUGAAUAUUUUAAGUUACUGCAAACAACGCAAAUAGCGCUCGUAGGUCAAAACGUUCUGAGUACGUAUAACCUCAAAAAAAGCCAAGCUUACCGAUAGAGCUGUCAGCUGACAGAUUGCAACAAAAGGGUUUUCCAUUCCUGAAAUAUAAAAGGCCACCGACACAGACUAUUAACCGCUUAGUGGUUAAUAUGAUUGUAGCUAUCCUUUUAAUAACCACCACCGUAUUCAUUUAGUCAUUCCGUUUGCAACACAUCGAUUUUCCGAUAAAAGGUCUAAUGCCCAUAAAAACUUUAUUUUUCAUCCGAUUUUUCUGAAAUUUGAAACAGUGAGUAGUUAUGGGUUCCCGACAACUGACCCAAAUAUGGUUCAGAUCGGACUAUAUUUAGAUAUAGCUACCAUAUAGACCGAUCUCCCGAUAAAAUGUCUGCAGACCGUAAAAGCUUUAUUUAUUACCCGAUUUCGCUGAAAUUAAAAACAGUGGGUUAUUUUAAGCCUCCCGACAUCUGACGCAAAUAUGGUUCAGAUCGGGCUAUAUUUAGAUAUAGCUGUUAUAUAGACCGAUCUCCCGAUAAAGGGUCUGAAGGCCAGAAAAGUUUUAUUUAUUACCCGAUUUCGCUGAAAUUUAAAACAGUGGGUUAUUUUAAGCCUCCCGAUAUCUGACCUAAAUAUGGUUCAGAUCGGACUAUAUUUAGAUAUAGCUGGCAUAUAUACCGAUCUCCCGAUAAAGGUUCUGACGACCAUAAAAGUUUUAUUUAUUACCCGAUUUCGCUGAAAUUUAAUACAGUGCGUUAUUUUAGGCCUUACGAUAUCUGACCUAAACAUGGUUCAUAUCGGACUAUAUUUAUAUAUAACUAGCACAUAGACCGAUCUCCCGAUAAAGGGUCUGAAGGUCAUAAAAACUUUAUUUAUUACCCGAUUUCCCUGAAAUUUUAAACAGUGAGUAGGUUAAGACCUCCCAACAUCCGACCUAAAUAUGUUUCAGAUAGGACUAAAUUUAGAUAUAGCUGCCAUAUAGACCGAUCUGCCGAUAAGGGGACUGAAGCCCACAAAAGGUUUAUUUAUUACCAGAUUUUGCCAAUUUCUGAGCCUCACGAUAUCCGACCUUAUUAUGGUUCAGAUCGGUUUAUAAUUGUAUAUAUCUGACAAACAGACCGAUAUUUUGUCCUAUAAAAUUGAACAGUGAUAUAUAUAUUAGACCACUAAAUGUCCGUGCCGAAUUUGGUAGCUUAAGUUAUCCAAUUUUUACUGGAUUGUGACGAAAUGAGAUUUACAUAUAUUCCCGAGGUGGUGGGUAUCCAAAGUUCGGCCUGGCCGAACUUAAUGCCUUUUUACUUGUUCUAUUUCUUAUGUAAAUAAUAGGUAUCUAUUACGAGGUGCAGAUAUUCUUAUGCAGCGGAAAUAACAAAAACGACCUCUGCACUCAACGGUUCAAAGAAGUUGAGUUGAUUUGCUUGUGGUAGACCUAAAUCGGCCCAAUAGAUAGUUAUAGGGAAAUGCCCCAAAAAUAGAAAAAUAGGCCCCAAAAGGUUGGUAUGUUGAUGUCCGUAGUCCUAAUUGGGGCAUAUUACCAUUGUAGAUUUAGGGUGUAACUGCUUGAAGUCAAAAUAGAUCAAAUUUGAGAGCAUAUACAAAGAGGGAGGCCACCGUAGCGCAGAGGUUAGCAUGUCCGCCUAUGACGCUGAACGACUGGGUUCGAAUUCUGGCGAGACCAUCAGAAAAAGUUUUCAGCGGUGGUUUUCCCCUCCUAAUGCUGGCAACAUUUGGAUCAAAUUUGAGAGCAUUUACAAACAGGGAGGCCACCGUAUCGCAGAGGUUAGCAAGUCCGCCCAUGACGCUGAACGCCUGGGUUCGAAUCCUGGCGAGACCUUCAGAAAAAGUUUUUAGUGGUGGUUUUUCUCUCCUAAUGCUGGCAACAUUUGUGAGGUACUAUGCCAUGUAAAACUUCUCUCCAAAGAGAAGUCGCACUGCGGCACGCUGUUUGGACUCGGCUAUAAAAAGGAGGCCCCUUAUUAUUGAGCUUAAAACUUGAAUCCGACUACACUCAUAGAUAUGUGAGAAGUUUGACCCAGUUCCUUAGUGGAAUGUUCAUGGGUAAAAUCUACAUUUGCAUACUACAAACAGGGUGGACUGAAAACCAUAAGUGUAAGCAGCUCAGAAUCAUCUACCAAUAUUGUAAUGCACUUUCUCACAGUCCUUCACUUUAAUAUUAUUCUGUUUAAAUAAGCUCGUCUCUCUCUCUCUCUAUUUAACCCGCUGUCUCUCGUUUGGAUAAAAAAUAUUUAAUUUAUUGAAAAAGUCCUAAAUUUUACAUAUUUCCUCCUACCGGCACUUAGGUGGAGACACGAUAUCAGACAUGAACCAGCUAAGGGGAGUUACUUUAUAGUUCUUAGAGCGCACAAAAAGCUGAUUACUGGCUUAGGUGUAUGUCCAUAGUAGGCGGAUUAAUAUCUGCACCUUCUUUUCAACCUAACCUACAUAUUUCCAAAAUGCUCCUCAUCCCUCCAAAAUAAAACUCAAACACCUUAAUGCUAGCCUACAAUUAGCAUUUAUUAUCCACAAAUAAAAUCGAAGUUUUAUCAUUUGUAUCCUUUGGCAAAAUCAAAAGGAAAGACUCACACACCCUGUCAACCCCUACAUGCUCAUGAGCCGUGUUCAUUUGUAAAUGUUUUUUUUACAAUAUUUUUAAGGAUGUUUUUAUUGAUACAAUUGUUAUAUAUUUUAUGCACAUAGUUUUUAAAAUGUUAUAACAACUUGCUGCAAUUUAAUUAAGAUCCCAUAUUUAAAUAAAUCGCAGAAACCCUCACACAUACACCUUUCAAUAGCUACAACCACAAAUAAACGAAUGGUUAUUUCCAAAUAAAAGGAUAUCAGAAAUUAUGCUUAUACACAAAAUAUGAUUGUGACUAUAGAAAAA
Stomoxys calcitrans (stable fly) is the source of this 10619-nucleotide messenger RNA. RefSeq names its product hillarin (gene Hil). The coding region runs from base 1724 to 4165 and encodes 813 amino acids. The record is from RefSeq and is a predicted model, not a curated record. NCBI's taxonomy places the organism in Eukaryota, Metazoa, Arthropoda, Insecta, Diptera, Muscidae. The transcript is spliced from 11 exons.